Brettanomyces bruxellensis is the source of this 1956-nucleotide messenger RNA. RefSeq lists its product as uncharacterized. The transcript has a single exon. The coding region runs from base 1 to 1956 and encodes 651 amino acids. Gene Ontology annotation, biological process: transcription by RNA polymerase II; nucleotide-excision repair; transcription by RNA polymerase I. Gene Ontology annotation, cellular component: transcription factor TFIIH holo complex; transcription factor TFIIH core complex. The record is from RefSeq and is a predicted model, not a curated record. Lineage: Eukaryota; Fungi; Ascomycota; Pichiomycetes; Pichiales; Pichiaceae.
AUGCCAGCAACAGUUUCGGGGACAGCCUUUCAUCACAGAAAGGCGGGUAUAGUUACCAUAUUGGAGGAUGCAGAACCACCAAAAGUGGUGUGGAAGUGCGUGGAUACUGAUGCAAGUCAUUCCGUGGUGAGUAUUCCGCUUGAUAAGAUUGUUAGUUUGCAGGCGACCCCGGCCAAAAUCCAAAAGAUGAUGCUGAAGAUAGGACUUAAGGAUGAGCAUGGCUCAGAGAGUGAUGGCAAAAAGCAAAAGAAGCACAAGAACAGUGUGAUUUUCAGCUUCAACAACAGGGUCACUAUGGAUAAUAUAAAGCUGACUUUGCAGCAAGUGAUUGCAAGAAAGAAAACCAGCAAGGAAAUGGAAGCAAGCAGAUCAGAGACACCAGAUAACGAGUUUGGCACAUCGGAAUACGGCGAAAAUGUUGAUAAUGAUGAGCUUUUGACCAAUCUGUUGGACUCAAAGAAGCUCCUCAAGAAUUUCACUCUUCAACAGAAGCUUUUAAGGGAGAACUCGGAUUUAAUGAAGACUUUUACAGAGGCCGUGAUUAAAAGUGGUUUAGAGCCUGAAGAAUUCUGGUCAAGCAGAAUCCAUCUUUUGCGAUCAUACGCAGUCCAACACAGUCAGAAAAGGGGACCAUACAAUGUUCUCAGUACAAUUAAACCUGUUGCCUCCAGUGAAAACGAAGUUAAUGUUAGUGUGACGCGCGAGAAAAUACAUGAGAUUUUCAAGCAGUAUCCGAUAGUCCGAAAAGCGUAUGAUGACAAUGUUCCCAAGAUAAGUGAGGGGGAGUUCUGGUCCCGAUUCUUUUCCUCGAAGCUCUUUCGUAAGUUGAGGGGAGAAAAGAUAAACUUGUACGAUCGUGGUGAUAUCACCUUGGAUAAGUAUUUGUACUACGAUCCCGACUACGAUGGAGAGGAGGAGGAUGAGGAUGUGGAUAAAUUGUUAGAGGAUCAGGAGGCAAAGGAAACAGACAGACAUAAGGAAAAAGGACGAUCGAAGAAAAGAAGAGCUUCCGAUCUACAGAUCACUGCAGCUAAAAAGAAGGUGAAACUUUUCAACGGUGAGGAUGAGAAGAUCUCCAAAUGCAUUGAUAUCCUCGGAAACGAGGCUGAUGAUGCUGGAUUAUUGGGAAACAAGCCGGAUAUUACCAUGAAGAAGGAUCAGGACCCAGACCUUGUGAAUAUUAUGAGGACCAUGAAUAGGUUAAGCAGACGUAUGAUGUCAAACAUCAAGGAGAAUCCAAGGAAGAAAAAUGCAAACCCAGACGAUGAGUUCAAGCAUGAAUUGGAAAUAAAGGACCUUGACCACAAGGAAACUGUGGAUUACAAUAAGUUGAAUUACACACAGCGGUCAAACGUUUCUUCCAGUAUCGUUCCUCCCGAACUUGUGAAGCAGGCCAUGACUCAAUCCGACUUGAAUCCCAAGUUAAAUGAUUACGAUGCAUCCAUGCAGAUGUUCAAAGGCCAGUUUAAUGAGGCCGAGAAGCUCGACUUGACAUCGGUGUACUUUCAGAUUAAAAAGUCGAUAUAUGACUCUUAUAAGGAUGUGAUCAGUAUUGUGAGAAAGAAUUCCAAGCAGUCAAGUCAAUCCUGGAGUCUUGACAACGACAACUUGAGUACUGGAUGGAAGGAUGCUCGUAGUGAAAUUUCAAAGGAUAGAUUAGAAAGUCUCCGGCUUACCCAGUCAACAUCUAUUGAAUUCCUCCGUCAUUUUUGGAUUCACUUCAAUUCCAUCUCAACUUCAUCUAUCUCGACAAAUUCUCACUUCAAGAAGGAACUGAUACAGCUGCGAAAAUCAUUUUUCAGCAUCACCAAGUGUCUUGAAAGAGUAACUGCGAACCUGAAUCAAUCUGAGGGUGAAGAACGUACCAAGGAGGAAGAAAUCAUGCAUCCAUUGAUAGAAUCUCUAAAAAGGGCACUACAAAAAUACGAAGAUGCCAUCAUCGAACCCAAGCGCUAG